UAGUCAAUUUUGAUAGUUUGUUACGUCAUAAUACUCUCGUAUGACGCAGUAGUUAAACUGGGUGAUGCAGUUUUAGUCAAGGCCAAAUUAGAUUGCUGUAGAAUGUGACUGAACGUAGUUUCCAAAUAAAUAUAGUCUAUAAGUUAGUUAAAUAGGCGUUUUUGUACAAUGUUAACUGGUAUAGUCCUUCCACCAAAUACGCUGAGCCAAGAAGAAAGACGCAAUGUCAUCCUACGUCUUCGAUACGGUCACGGUCCAGCUCCUGCCCUAAUAAAGGACCAAUCAGCGAAGAAGUUGUUUGUAGUUGGCCAAUCAGUGGUUACCAAGUUACGUCAUCCAGUGAUAUCGCAAGUGCAUGACAUUUUAAAGACUCGAGUGCGCCGCGUAACGGAAGAAAAUAUACGGAGAAGUUGCGGAAUUGCUUCAAGAUCAAAAAGCGAAGAUAAUAUGAGCUCCCGACUCAGUUUAAAUUCUGUUCCCGGAGCAAAAACUCUUAAAGCUCCUCCGUCAACUCCAAGAGAGAUGCAGCCGGUUCCUGGAACUUAUGAAAAGUCUCUCUUCCACGAGAGCGGAGACGUCUCUGGAGCAUCAAGGAAGAAAGAACCCGCAAGCUCCUCAUCUAGAGGGGAUUUUAACCCGACUCCUUGCGCUCAUGGUCACAGGAGGAAGUCCGACUCUCCUCCGGAUCGAAUUAAAGUCCGAAAGAGCAAUUUAAAUUUAAGGAAAAAGAACACCUCGAAAGUUUGCCCAGUACCAUUAGAAAACGGUCCUGCUGUGACGGUAACGAAGCCAGCAAGACGUGUGGUAGGUGGCGCUGUGGAGUCGGAAGUUAUAAAACGACGACCGAGUACAAAUUCUCAGGACGGAAAACACGAAAAGCGUUCAAAUAUAAAGCGUUCCGGUCCGCCGCGCAAGAACAAACCACGUGACAGUAUGACGUCAUCGGUGCCAAUGUCAGCUUCCCAAACAAAAGCGACAGCUCUCAAAAAGUCGGUGACAAGUCGCAACCAAAUUAACAACGAUUCGACUAAGCGAAUACAGGGCAAGCCGGAAGCAAAGAAACCCCAAGAAUCUACUAAACCAAGCAAAGAAGAUUUACAAGAUCUUGAAAAAUCGACCAUUCGACAUUUUAAAGAAAUGCCAAAAAGUCGACCGAAACGAGUGUGCUUCGAUUACCCGGGCAUAGAUAUCACACACGUGGACGUAAAGAGAGCAAUCGAAAAAGUGAUUCCCGAUUCCUUUGAAAGCAACAAAGUUACUUUCGUACAGUUUGAAAAUAUCAACGUUAAACUGGGAACAAAUGGUCUAAACAACAGGUGGCAUAUAGAACUGGCGGACUUUACCACAAGAAAUAAAUUGAUUAAAUCUGGUUUGGAAUUACGAUGUGCACGAAGGCCCAACGACGAUUUGUCAACACUAACUCAGUUACCUAGCAAUCGGUCACGUAGUCACAUGCAAUCAAGCGUGAAGAAAUCGGUCGAAGUGAAACUUUAUGAUAACGUUACUAUGGAAGAAUACAAACAAUUUCUACGUCGAACAGCAGCCGAGGAAAAACUCCAAAGCGUCAUUCUGCUUUGUGCAGGCCGUGGUCAGACUCUUCUAAGCAAUAUGUUAUGAUAGGGGUUCAAAACCCACCGAGACCGUUUUUCGGGAAGUAAAAUGACAUAUACCGUAUAUCGAUUUUUAAACUGUCGUUGUCGUUUUACUGCUACGUUUUGUGAGAAAUUGUGAUAAAAAUAUCUGGAUAUUGUUUUUAUUAAAAAUCUGCCAAAUGUUGAAA
Molecule: messenger RNA, 1780 nt
Organism: Ciona intestinalis (vase tunicate)
Lineage: Eukaryota; Metazoa; Chordata; Ascidiacea; Phlebobranchia; Cionidae
Source: RefSeq, a predicted model, not a curated record